This is a messenger RNA of Owenia fusiformis, 983 nucleotides long. The record is from the annotation of a GenBank genome assembly. Lineage: Eukaryota; Metazoa; Annelida; Polychaeta; Sabellida; Oweniidae.
UCUCAGGCCUUAUAGAGUCCUUUGGUGAAGGAGUCCAUGAUUUAAAAGUUGGGGACCCAGUAUGCGCGAACUGUGUCAUGGCAUGUGGAUCAUGUGGUUUCUGUAAAAGUGGCAGAGGAAAUCUUUGCAAAAAUGAAGGAACUUUCACAUUGAUAGGCAUAGAGAUUGAUGGUGGGAUGGCAGAUUACAUGGUUUCCAAACGUAGACGACUCUUUCGACUUCCGUCUUGUCUCCCACUGAAAAUUGGAGCGUUGAGUGAACCAUUCGCUUGUUCGUUGCAUUCAUUUGAACAAACAGCCAAAAGUCUUGAUCCAGCAACAUCUAACACUUUAGUAAUUGGUUGCGGAUGGACUGGAAUGGCAAUGGCACUUCUGUUACAUCACAAAGGUUUCAAGAAGAUUACAGUCGUCCAAGGGUCAAAGCCACGACGAGAUGCUUUGUUGCGCUUUGAAUUAGGAAUUUGUGUGAUGCGCCCUGAUGCUUUGAAACAAGAAUUCAAAGAUAAAAAUGGUCGAAAUGAAGGAUUUGACUUCAUUUUUGAUACUGCAGGUACACGGGAAUCACUGAAGGAGUACCUUCCUUUGGCACGGAGAGGCGCACAGUUCUGCAUAUUUGGUCUCACCACCAAGGAUACAUCAUUGCGCUUAGAUGCAGCUAACCCAGUGGAUAUCACAUUGAAUGAAAUUAAUAUUUUUGGAGCUAUUUGCAGCAAUCCUGAUGAAAUGAGCAAAAGCAUUGAAGCAAUCGAAGAUAUCCAUAAAUCAAUUGACUUAUCAAAAAUUGGCAUUAAAUUGUAUUCAAUCGAAAAUUACGAGGAAGGUUUUAAAGAUAUGCAGAAUAAAACGGCGACUAAAGUCAUGUUUGAAUUUAAUGCCUAGACAGACAUAAUUGCUGCAUAAAGUAUAAACUGCUUACGUAUUAGAAGUAAAUCACAGAAAACAGACAUUAUUGCAGAAUAAAGUAUAAACUGCUUAUAUUAGAAG